AUGCAGCCGGCCUCCAAUAUUCCUUCUCGCUCCCAGCGGAGCCCUUCAGCCCAGCAUUUUCCGUCGGGCUCUGGAAGUAGCAUCGACUCUGCCAUGACUUCGCAAUCUUCUGCACCACGCAGUUCAUCCAGCUCCGGAAGGUCACAAUCUAGAAGUGCGGUGCCCGAUAAGCAGAUCUCCCAAAUCGAAAAGAGCGUCACACAUCUCCUGGUUGCUACGAAACAGUUGUUGGAAACGUUAACACAAUGGUCCCGCACACAAGCAUCGGAAAACGAGGUUUCCGACGUCUAUGUGCGGCUAGGCUAUGAAUUCAACCUGGCCUGCCGUGCUUUCAACGCGAUCGGGGUUGAUACCUCAGACCUAGGCCCCGUUCCGGAUCUUCUCCGCACUAUCCUCGAAGAUACCCUUAGCCAGGAUGCGUCCCCACAGAGCCUCGACCGUUACCUUCCACGCAUUCGUGACAUCAUCAUCAGUCUCUUGCAUGGCCUCAAGAAGAAGCAAGCGCGUUUACGGUCACGGCAGCAGAGAGAGGAGGCUCGAGCCGGACCGGGUCGACAGGCGAGCGCGGGAAGCGCCAGCAGUGGACAGGCCGCGGUGAAUCAGGCAUACGAGGAAACAGCUUCUACAGUUUCCUCGCCAAAGCGGCCAGGUCAUCGUUACGGGAGCAAUGGUUCGAUUGAUGAGCCGCCAAAUGCCAUGGCUCGAGCUUCCCCAACUCCAUCAACCUCUAGUGACAUGCGCGGCGCGAGCUUCUCCGAGCGGGAAGCGUCACGACGCGAAGCACAGAUGACCCUGUCACAGCCUUCGCAUCCGGAGACGACGAUACUCCCCAAGGGUCCUGAGUCGACAUCGACCAACGCCCCUAGCUAUCCCACUCCGCCACCCCCUCCUCCGAAACAAGACGAUGCCAUCGGUGCGUUGCAGAGAAGUGGCGAACUUGAACGCCGUGCUUCCCGAAGGUUCUCCGCCUAUCAGAUACAAAAACACCUGGGUGCAUCAUCCAACGGGGUCCCUGUCCUGCCCACUCAGAAUUCUCCCAUCCCAAACCGAGGCCGUGAUGUUCGUGAAUCCCUAAAUGCGGUGCGUCUGCGUGGGUCGUACUCCCAUGGUAGACAGCGGUCGACAAAUCGAGCGAAUGACGCUGCGAGCGCCAAAAGUGCGCAGCCUCCGGCUGUGUCAAGUGUACCCAAGAUCGAAGAAGAACGCACAUCAUCCCGGGGCGCAUCUCUGGCAGAACUAUCAGCCGACGGAGUGGACACGGAGGAUAGAUCCCAUCUUCGCCCCGGUAAGGGAACCCCGGGAAAUGCCCCAACCGGGCCACUACCUGAAUUGCCUCGACCGCCAGAAGAGCCAUCACUCGCCGAGGAGUUUGAGUCAGUUAGCGACACCACGGAUGCUGUGGCUGCUCCCACCACACCCAAAUCCGAACAACGACCGACCCCUACAUCCAUCUCUACAUCACCUCAAUCCUCGCAACUAGCCGCAGAGCAACCAUCCCCGGCGAAGGAGCUUACCCUAUUCCUACAAUACAAGAGCAAAAUCAAGAAGUAUGUGCUUCCCGAAGGAUAUGCUGGCCUGACCAUUGGACGGCUCCAGUUGGCCUUCAUCGAAAAGUUUGCCUGGAAUACGCACAACAACGGCGUGGAUCUACCGGAGAUUUAUAUUCAAGAUACAGUUUCCGGCGUGCGUCACGAGCUGGAGGACCUUGGGGACGUGAAGGACCGCUCGGUCCUCGUGCUGAAUGUGGAUAUCCUUGAUGAGGUGAAGAAGCAUUUCGAUGACGAGUUCGGUGGAGUCCGCCGCUUGAUCGAGGGAGUCCGGGGCGCUCUGGAAGGGCAGGAGAGCAUGAUGCAGCGUGUGUCGGAACGCCAGCUCGACGCGGCGAAGGAGAUAGCUCGUCUUGCUGUCGCACCCCCGGUCUCUAGUACCGCUCCGGCUGGGGCCACCCGCAAGGGUCCGAUCACGGGCAGUGACAGCCAAGUGGCGGAGCUCCAGAGUUUGAGGCGUGAUCUGGCCGUGCUGCGCCAGACGUACUCGAACUUCUCCUCCGACAUCGCCAGCUCGAUGAGUGCCAUCCGCGCCAAGGCUGGCAAUGUCAAGAGCGUGGCAGCGGAUGUUUCAGUGCCGUCCUUUGAAGGGGACGCGGGUCGUGCACGGGUCAACUCCGGAAAGAAAGAACUGGCGGAAGAGUCGGAGCGACUGGUGGCACGGGUUGACGACCUCCAAGAUCUGGUGGAGGAUCUGCGGAAAGAUGUGGUGACUCGCGGAGUGCGACCUUUGCCGCGACAGUUGGAGGGCGUCAGCAAAGAUAUCAGUGCAGUUACCAAGGAGAUCAAGAAGAUGCAGGAGUUCCUCAGGCGGGAGAAGCCCAUCUGGACCAAGAUCUGGGAGAAGGAGUUGCAGCAGGUGUGUGAGGAGCGGGAUCAGCUCACUAUGCAGGAGGAUCUUGCGGCAGACCUUCAGGACGACCUGGAGAAAGCAGCGCAGACGUUUGGCCUGGUGGAGCAGGCCACGAAACAGCAGGCGAUGCAGAACGCCACGGGAGGAGGAGGUGGUGGUAGUGGUGGAGGAGUAUUGCGCAGUGCAUCACGGAACGUGGUGAUCGACCCGGCGAUGGACCCGAUGAAGGCGAAGGACAACGUGCUGGGGGAGGUGCGUGCGCUGCAGCCGAACCACGAAUCGCGGUUAGAGGCCAUCGAGCGGGCAGAGAAAGCGCGACAGAAGGAGCUCGAGAGUCGACGGGUCGGUCUCUUCCAGAAGGAGCUAGGGACAUUCGUGGAAGAAGGCAAGCUGAAGAAGAGCGGGGGGGUGGAGGAAACGGAGCGACUACGACGGGCCAAGGACGAUCGAAUCCGAAAGGAAGUAUGGGAGAGGCAGCAAGCGCGCGCGGUGGAGAUAGAGAAGGUGGAUAAUCCAGAGGCAUCUACGGCAGCGGAUGGAGUGGAUGGCGUGGACGGAGCAGAUGGAGUGGAUGCAGUAGAUGGAGAGACAGUGGACGAGCAGAAGGUGGCCAAGGAUGAAGAGAUGGAGACAGACGGGGUAUGA
This is a messenger RNA of Aspergillus tanneri, 3045 nucleotides long. It is a transcript of the gene BUD6, whose product is annotated as formin-mediated actin nucleation enhancer. Gene Ontology annotation, cellular component: cell tip; cytoplasm. Gene Ontology annotation, biological process: establishment of cell polarity. The record is from RefSeq and is a predicted model, not a curated record. The coding region runs from base 1 to 3045 and encodes 1014 amino acids. Gene Ontology annotation, molecular function: cytoskeletal regulatory protein binding. The transcript is spliced from 2 exons. Lineage: Eukaryota; Fungi; Ascomycota; Eurotiomycetes; Eurotiales; Aspergillaceae.